Molecule: messenger RNA, 4694 nt
Organism: Mytilus trossulus (common blue mussel)
Lineage: Eukaryota; Metazoa; Mollusca; Bivalvia; Mytilida; Mytilidae
Product: microphthalmia-associated transcription factor-like
Exons: 8
Coding region: 327-1832 (501 amino acids)
Biological process (GO): regulation of transcription by RNA polymerase II
Cellular component (GO): nucleus
Molecular function (GO): RNA polymerase II cis-regulatory region sequence-specific DNA binding; DNA-binding transcription factor activity, RNA polymerase II-specific; protein dimerization activity
Source: RefSeq, a predicted model, not a curated record
AAUGUCACUUACAAGAAUAUUAGAUCAUUACAAGUAAAUAAGAAUUUGGUAGUCUUGUUUUAGCCGAGGGGAAAAUCCAGAGAAGUUAUUUUGGACGAUGGUCACCUUACCCAAGGAUAAUCUUUAAAAGUCAAUGUUUGAAAAGUGGCAUGUAUUGUUGGAUAUUAAAAUUGAGAGAUAGCGAAUAGUUUACUAUGAGAUUAUUAAUCGAGUACAAUUUUGUUUAUAUAGGUAGAUCAACCAUAGGAGGCGUGACCGAAUAUUCGCUCACAACUAUGAAAUUUUAUCUGUGCGAAUGAAGGUAAAGAGGACAAAUUUUCUUCAAAAUGGUCGUGACAUGCGGAAUAAAUAAUGGAUAUGAUUCUGAAAAGCCUCUCGAUUCUCCGACAUUACCGCAAGGACAUGGGGACAUUGCAAUGCCAAUGGAGACUGCAUACUUGGGAUCCACGAAAAACCAAAAUUCUGAAAAUGAGUGUCGAACGGAAUAUGAAAAUGUUGAUAAUAAACCUAUUAUUGUUCUAGCAAAAUGCAAUAAAAAUGGAAAAAUAGUGUUCAGAAGGAUGAUGAAUUCUAAAAAGAUGAAGAAGAAAAUAAAUAAGAUAAAAGUCGUCAAAACUCCAAAAGUUGAUUUCAAACACUCAAACAUGCCUCUACGAGCCAAUAUGAAGUUACAGCUACAGAGACAGCAGAUUGAGGCGGAGGAGAAAAGGAACCAGUCCAUGUCACAGUCAUACAAACCUCCCCCAUCACAACCACAGAUUAUACAGUUUCCUAUCUCAUCAUCAGUCUCAAAUGUCGACUUAAAUGUAGCACCACAGAUACUUAAAGUCGAGUCAAAGUUACAAAACCCCACUCAGUUCCAUGUCCAAGAAAGCAAGAAACGACAAAUUCAUAUGUUCCUUAGUAAUCCUCAUGGCAAAGUUACAUCUGUACAGUCUCUACCUGUCUCAACUCACUCACAAGAGCCUCUACAUGCACUGGGUGGUAGUGUCCCAUUGGACCAGGACAGUAAUUUGUCAGCAGACCUUAGCAGUUCAGCCAUGUCCUCUGAAAUGGCAGAUAUGGAACUGAUUAAUGAGUUAAUUAGUUUGCAGACCGUUGAUCCUCAUUUGGACAGUGAUCUCAGCCUUAUAGAACCAACUCUGGAUCAUCUCUCAUCUACUUUGCCGCAUGCCAACUUAUUUGACAUAUAUGAAGUACCAAGAGAAAAUUCUAACCAGCCAAACUCUUGCCCUGCCAAAUUUCAGCCUGCCACAACCCCAGAUUUUAUGACAGACGAAGAAGCCAGAAUGUGGCAGAAAGACAGACAAAAGAAAGACAAUCACAAUCAAAUUGAAAGACGAAGGAGGUUUAAUAUAAAUGACAGAAUUAAAGAACUAGGAACUUUGUUACCAAAGACUAUAGAUCCAGACAUGAGACAAAACAAGGGCAGUAUAUUGAAAGCAUCAGUAGACUACAUCAGAAAACUCAGGAGAGACCAAGAAAGACUGAAAUAUGUGGAAGAUAGACAGAGGAAGAUGGAAUCAGCAAACAGGAAGAUGAUGCUGAGGAUGCAGCAACUUGAGUUAGUAUUGAAUGCUAAUGGCAUGACAAGUGGUAUGAAAGAUGAUAUGGAUCAGUUAGCAAACUUGUCAGCACAGAAUGCGUUCCAAGUAACUCAUUCCUAUGAACAAGAAAUAGAACAAGCACCUGCUGUGAUAGUGACAUCCUCUCAUGGAUCGUUCGAAGACUUUAUGGAUGAUAGUUCUCCAGUCAGUGGAGAUCCCAUGUUAUCAUCAAACCCAGUCAGUCCUAAUUCUGUCAACGAUGCUAGUGAUUUAUUUAACUGCUGAGGAGAAUAGAUUGGAGAUCAAGUGUAAGCUCUCUUACAUGAGCAAAUCGUUAAUCAGUAGACUCAUUACGAUUUGUUCUGUGUAUUUGUACAGUGUUUUAAAAGUGAUAUAUUUAGACCUGUCUUAAAACUUGUACACAAAAUUACUUAUUCUUCAUAAUUUGAAGUACUUAAGUUAUAGUUUGGGCUUGCCCAGAAUUAUAAAGCUGACCUGUUGGUCUAUAGUGCCUUAAAUGGUUAGGAUUAAUCAGCAUCGACUACUAAACUGUAAAGUAUCUACCACUCUACGUCUACAAUGCAGAAUUUUCUAAAACCCAAUUAAACAUUUGUUAACAUUGUUUCUUUAAACUGUUUGAAGUUGGUUCCGAUGUAAAUAUGUAUAUUAUCAGAUUGUUAUGAUGUAAUUAUUGUUAAAUAGAUGAUGAUUUCUGGCAGUGCUAAAUUAUGACCUAAUGACAAGUUUUUAUCAUUUUGUCAUCAUUCAAUAGACUUAGGGAUAGUGCAAUACUACACAGAAAUAUUCAAAGAUUGUUAUCGUCAUCAUUAUUUGUUAUCAGAUAUUUUUUAAUUGUUGCUGAAUUUGUACAUAAAAUAUAUACAGUGAAACCUGUUCAGACCGAACCUGUUUGAGACUGUGGUUGUUUCUAUAAGACAAGUUUUACCUUUAAACUCAAUGAAUUAGUCCUCAAUCUUGCUUUUUUCAAAAAAUCUGAUGACUUAAAUUGAUCUCAAGGAUACUGAAUUGUUCAUGACUUAUGAUCAAUUUUAAAUGUAAGAUUUGCUUUGAAAUGAGGACCUGGUGUUAAAAUCUAUUUUGAACAGGUUUUUGGUUUAGUCAGGUUUUACUGUUAUGAUCUCCAUGUACUAUUUAGACAUAAAAACAUAUUCAAACUAAAUUUGAAGGUAUUUAGCUUGAUCAUCAUUAAUUAUUAUUUUUCAUAAAUAUCAACUGUAUAUAUUGGUACUGUUCAUCAAAUCAAAUUAAUAUCCAUUCCAGAUUAUAUUACAGUCAAUACACAAUGCUAUAUAUCAUUUUGUAAAUGCAUCAAUGUGUCAGCCAUCACUAUCUUUUUUAAGUAGCAGGAACAGGAAACAAUAUUUUUAUUUUUACAGCUCUGAAAAUUUCGGUUUCUAUAUUGUCAAUGAAAUUGCUAAAAUUGGUUUAAAUUAAAAAGCCAUAUUUUAUGUGUAAUUUGGCUAAAUUGAUUUAAAAAGUUGUAUGGAACACCGUGGCUAAUGGCUAUCAGUUCACAUCAAUAACAGUAGGUAUUGAAACCAAGGUAGCUGUUAAUGGGCAAUGAGAAAAGGUUAGAGGCAAAUAUUGGAAAAUCAAAAUAUUCAUCAUAUAAGUAAUGAACACCAUUUGUAUAUAUCAGUUAUAAAUGUAUAAGUAGUUUUAUUAAGAUAAUUCAAUUGUAUGUAUUAUCCAAUUUUCAACAACUUAUUUAAUUUUAAUCAUGUAUAUGAUUUGUUGUUUAAUUGUACUAAUUUUCUUUUUAAUUUUAUAUGAGUUCACAAUACUUUUACUUUUGUUAGCAUUCAAUAUCAUACUGUUAAAAAAUAAUUAGCUAUGUUGGACUUCUUACUAUAAAUUUAAUCAGCCAGUAUUCUUUUUUACUUUUCUGCUGGCAGAUUUUGUAAUGAAUAUCAUGCAAAAAAAACCUAAAGAACUAAAAAUUCAACAGGUUAAAGUGAAACUCAACAUUUGACAAUUAGUCAUUCUGUUUUUUUCAAUUAUAUUCGAGUGGACUAUACAUGAUAACAAUUAAAACCUCAACUUUUGACUGCCCACAAUAAAUGCUGUGAUGGAUAAGUAAAUCUGUUGUUGCACUGUUUAUCAAAAGCCCAUUCAUUUUGGAAAAGAACAAAAUUACCAGAGAAUAUUUUUGCCAUAAAAAUGGAGACAACAAGAAGUAUUUUAGUUUUUCGGAUGAAUGGUUUCCAAUUUAAUGGCAUUUGAGUUCAGUGAGUGGUUGUAGAAUGUUAUGUUCAGUUAUCAAUUGGUGUUAAUGUCACUCUUUUCAUAAAAUAAUCUUGAAAUACUCAGAGUAACUUUAAGAACAAAUUUUAUUGGUAAGAUAUUUUGAAAGACAUUAAGAUUAACAAAAAGUGUAGCUUUUAUUACUCAUCAGCAUUUUGUAAAUGAAGUUAAAUGGUUGUACAUAUUAGUUAUGAUUAUAAUUACUGCAAUGCUUCAGAACAAUACAAUUGAAAAACAUUUACAAUGCUAUAUAUUUCUUAUGAAUGUAUGCAAAUUUUACAUUUAUACGAAACUCAAGUUUUAUGGAACAGUUAUGUUUUUCAUUUAAAGUUAUGAUUUUAUAAGAAAAGGACACAAAUAUCAAGGAAGAGGAUUUUGUUGUUAUUUUUUUGCAUGUAAAUAUGAUGUUGAAAUUAUACAAAAAUUGAAAUACUGUUAUUGAUAAAGAAAGGGGUAGAAUUGCUAUCACCAUGUUUCAAAUUAAAGAAAUAGAAAACUUUUAAAUGUUAAGUUUUAGUUGAAUAUUGCAUUCAAAUGUAAAGUUUCAGUUGAAUUUUUUACUUCAGAUGUAAAAUUUUAUUAGAAUAUAACUUUUAAAUGUUAAGUUUAAUUCAAAGGUAUGUAGUAAUUUGACAAUUUGUAUUAAUUUACAAUAGAUGAAAAGGGAGACAAUUUUUUUUUUAACACAAUAGAUGAAAGGGAGACUACUGCUGGUGCUAAUAGUAUAGAGAUAGCAUAGAAAUGAAACUUAUGAAUAUUAGAUACAUGGUGUGAUCAAUUCUAACCUCUUGUUGUUUGUUAAUGAGUUAGUCUUAUUUUUUUUUAGAUUUUAUACUACAACUGUUGAUAUUACUUGAAUGGAAUAAAAGAUUGAAAAUAAAA